AACCGCUGUGGAGUAGAGAGGUACAGCCUCUUGCUCGAAGUCAACGCUAUGGGAGCGAGCUUUCUGAGUGAGAGACGAGCGACAUGAGUUGCAGCUGACUCCAUAAUAUUAACAACAAACCUGUAAUUCGGCAGCUAUUUUAAACGACCUUUCUUCAGUUAUUUGGCGCAUUUCGAUUUGUUCAACAGACGUCGGGUCGACCUACCAGUAAGUUUAUAGUACCGGGAGCUAAAUCUUGACAAGUGUUUCUAAACUGGGGAAACCGAAGCAGGAUGUACCAUGAAGACGGGGCAAAUUCACUCAGGCCACGAUAUGGAUCCAUUGUGGACGACGAGAGGCUCUCGGCCGAGGAAAUGGACGAGAGGAGACGGCAAAACAUCGCCUAUGAAUACCUGUGUCACCUAGAGGAAGCCAAACGGUGGAUAGAGGCGUGUGUGGAGGAGGAGCUCCCGCCCACCACGGAGCUGGAGGAAGGCCUGCGCAACGGAGUCUACCUCGGCAAACUCGGCAAGUUCUUCGCACCCAAGAUGGUGUCUGAGAAGAAGAUCUACGACCGCGACCAGUCCCGCUACAGGAGGACCGGACUUCACUUCAGACACACAGACAACACAGUGCAGUGGCUCAGGGCAAUGGAGUCCGUUGGUUUGCCCAAGAUCUUCUACCCCGAAACGACAGAUGUGUACGACCGCAAAAACAUGCCCAAGGUGAUCUACUGCAUCCACGCGCUGAGCUUGUAUCUGUAUAAACUCGGAAUCGCCCCUCAGAUCCAGGAUCUCCUGGGAAAGGUGGACUUUACAGAGGAGGAGAUCUGUAACAUGAGGAAGGAGCUGGACAAGUAUGGCAUCCAGAUGCCCACCUUCAGUAAGAUCGGUGGCAUCCUGGCCGACGAGCUGUCAGUGGACGAGGCAGCACUACAUGCUGCUGUAUUUGCCAUCAACGAGGCCAUAGACAAGGGUCAGGCCGAGGGUACCAUGAAGGCCCUGAGCAACCCCAACGCCAUGCUGAGGAACACACAGAGCGCCCUGGCUCAGGAGUAUCAGGAUGCCCUCAGCCAUGCCAAGAGGACCAAAGAGGACCAGACAUCGGGGCGGCGGUCAUCCAUCGCUACUGAGGAGAGAGAUGUUUACGAGGAACUGCUCACACAGCAGGAGAUCCAGAGCGCUAUCAACCUUGUGAACACACAAGCAGCCGUGCGGCAGGUGAACCAGGCCAUCGAUGCCUGGGAUGAGGCUGCGCUCCUGGCAGCACUGAGGAUGCCGGCCCUGGGGCUGGUCGGGGUCUCCGAACCCAACGCCCGCUGGUACCUGGACCACUUCACAACGCACAAGGAGCACAGAAAUCAGGAUGCCGGUUACGCCGUGCAGCUGGAGAGGGAGGAGAUCCAGAGAGUCGUCAGCUCCUGCAACGAAUGUGCUGAUGCUGACAAGAGAAAGCUGGAGGCCAUAGUUGCCAUCAACGCAGCCAUUCGUCUGGGUAACGCGGAGGAGACAGUGGAGCAGCUGAUGAACCCUGAGGCGCAGCUGCCCAUCGUGUACCAGAGCGCCGCGAAGCUCUACCAGGACGAGCUCUUCAGCCUGCAGAUCCAGGGCAGCAGGAGCACCCCUGACCUCACACAUGAGGAGUUGAGCGUUGCCGUGGAGAUGCUGUCGGCCGUGUCGGUGCUGAACGAAGUCCUGGACACCAAGGACCCGGUGGCCGUCACCGAGCUGCUGUGUGACUCCCCUCUGGGUUUCAGCAACCUGGACCACGAGAACAUGCAGAGGUACGCAGACACGCUGAUCACACUGAGGGUAGAGGCUUUAGCACUGGGCCAGGAGUUCCUCACCUGGAACGACGUCCAGAAGUGCAUCGACACGGUCAACCAGCAAGUCCACGAGGAGCACGAACGAGUCAUAGCAAUAGCUGAGAUCAAUGAUGCGCUGAACUCAGGUGACAUGGAAAAAACUCUCGCUGCCCUCCUGUUGCCCACUGCCAAACUGCAGGGUGUGAAUCCAGACACAGCCAAACACUAUCACGAUGUACUGCUGCACACCAAGGACCUCAUAUGCAAGAGCUCAGGGGACGAGUCGGCUGUGUUGUGGCUCGACCAGAUCCAGGAGGCCCUACACACUGCCAACCAGGAGGGGGAGGAAGCACUCAGACUGGCGGAGGCAGUGGCGGACAUCAACCAGCGGGUGGCAGAUGGAGAUAGCCAGAGCACACUGCAGGCACUGCAGGCCCCUUGUGCCGCUCUGCGAGGAGUCCUGGCCGAAUGUGCAGACGACUAUCAGUCAGAGCUGGCCAAGCAGCAGGCUCUCAACGCUGCUGAAGGUGGCGAUGAUGGUGUUUGGGUGAAGCACAGAAUAAAGGACAGAUAUGACUACUACUACAACAUACAAACCAAAGAAGGGACCUGGAAUGAACCAAAUGAGUUUGUGCACAACACCUCACAGCUUACCAAAGAGGAAAUACAGAGCACAGUGGGAGGUGUGACGGCCGAAUAUAACAGGGAGCAGCUCUGGGUGGCCAACGAGCCGCUCGUCAUCCUGCUCCAGGCUCGGAUUCGUGGGUACCUGGUGAGGAGGGCCCAGGCUGAGAGACUACGGUAUCUACGGCAACAGGAGCCAAGUGUGGUCAAACUGCAGGCUUCUUGGAAGGGACAUAAACAGAGGAAAUCCUACAAAGAGAGACUGAACACACUUCAAAGCAAUGUGGGCUCAGCAGUUAAGAUUCAGUCUUUGGUGAAAAUGUGGAUUGCCAAAAGCAGGUACACUAAAAGGCUGCAGUACUUCAAAGACCAUGAGAAGGAGAUUGUGAAGAUCCAGGCCUUCUUAAAAGCAAACAAGGCUAGAGAUAACUACAAAACACUCACUGGGGCCCAGGACCCCCCUCUGGCAGUGGUGCGGAAGUUUGUACACCUCUUGGAGCAAAGCGACCUGGAUGUCCAGGAGGAGCAGGAAGUGACACGGCUCAGGGAGGAAGUGGUCACCAAAAUCCGUUCUAACCAGCAAAUGGAGAAGGACUUGAAUUUGAUGGACAUUAAGAUUGGCCUGUUGGUGAAGAACAGGAUCACACUACAGGAUGUGGUGUCGCACAGCAAGAAGAUGAAGAGCAAGAAACACAAGAUGAGCAGUGAGGGCUUGGCCGUGGGGGCCCGACAGGGCAUUAAGGGCCUGAACAAAGGCAAGAGGAGGCGACUGGAGGCCUACCAGCACCUCUUCUACCUGCUACAGACCAACCCAUCCUACCUGGCCAAGCUCAUCUUCCAGAUGCCUCAGAACAAGUCCACCAAAUUCAUGGACACGGUGAUCUUCACCCUCUACAACUACGCGUCCAACCAGCGUGAGGAGUUCCUCCUGCUGAAGCUUUUUGAGUCAGCUCUCCAGGAGGAGAUCAAGUCUAAAGUGGAUCAGAUCCAAGACAUUGUGACGGGAAACCCCACGGUUAUCAAGAUGGUGGUGAGUUUCAACCGAGGCGCUCGCGGUCAGAACGCCCUGCGCCAGCUGCUGGCCCCCGUGGUGAAGGAGAUCAUCGAGGACAAGAGCCUGGGCAUCAACACCAACCCUGUGGACAUCUACAAGGCCUGGGUCAACCAGCUGGAGACACAAACCGGACAGGCCAGUAACCUGCCUUACGAGGUGACUGCUGAGCAGGCUCUGUCCCAUGAGGAGGUACGGACCAAACUGGAUUCGUCCAAUCAGAUGCUGUGCACGGUGACGGACAAAGUGCUCAGCUCCAUCACUUCCUCACUCGACAACAUUCCCUAUGGCAUGAGAUACAUUGCAAAGAUCCUGAAGAACACGCUCCACGAGAAGUUCCCAGACGCCACGGAGGACGAGCUACUGAAGAUCGUGGGGAAUCUGCUCUACUACCGCUACAUGAACCCGGCCAUCGUGGCGCCGGAUGGCUUCGACAUCAUCGACAUGACGGCGGGCGGGACACUGCACUCGGACCAGCGGCGGAACCUGGGGUCUGUGGCCAAGAUGCUGCAGCACGCCGCCGCCAACAAGUUGUUCGAGGACGAAAGUGGCCACCUGACCUCCAUGAACCAAUACAUCUCACAGACCUACCAGAAGUUCAGGGUCUUCUUCCAGGCUGCCUGUGAUGUGCCCAUCCCCGAGGAGAAGUUCAACAUGGACGAGUACUCGGACAUGGUGACGCUCAGCAAGCCCAUCAUCUACAUCUCUGUGGACGAAAUCAUCAACACGCACUCACUUGUUUUAGAACACAAAGAAGCCAUUUCCCCCGAUCAGAAUGACCCCCUGCAUGAGAUUCUGGACGACCUGGGAGAGGUGCCGGACGUAGAGGCUCUGCUCGGUGAGGGGGCCAUAGACCCCAAUGACCCCAACAAGGAAAGUGUGCUGACCCAGCUGGCCAAGACGGAGAUCUCCCUGAACCUCACCAACAAGUUUGAGCUGCUGGAGGGAGACGACAAAGACACAAAGGGCCUGAUGAUGAAAACCAAGAAGCUCAUUGUGGAUGUCAUAAGGAUUCAGCCUGGAGAGACCCUGACUGAGAUCUUGGAGACCCCAGCCUCUCCUGCGCAGGAGGUGGACCACACUAAGCUGGUGGAAAGGCGCGCGGAGCAGGACGCCAAUGCUCCAGAGGGCCUGAAGAGCACCCAGGCCGCCCUGGAGGACCGCCAGCUGCCCCUGGAGCAGAAGAAGAGGAAGAUUACCCGCAACCUGCGCACCCUCGAGCAGGCCGGCCUUGUCCGCGGCUCCAACAAGUACCAGGACGUCAUCAAUGAAAUCUCCAAGGACAUUCGGUACCAGAGGCGCUAUAGACAAAGACGGAAGGCCGAGCUGGUUAAGCUUCAACAGACACUGAGCGCCCUGAACUCCAAGGCAGCAUUCUAUCAAGACCAGAUCAACUACUACGACACUUACAUCAAAACAUGCUUGGACAACCUGAACAGGAAAAAUGCUCGUCGCUCCAUCAAGCUGGACAGAAAGGGGGAUGAUAAGGGCAGCCGGAAGUCCAAGCAGCAGUCCCUCAAGUACACUGCUGCCAGGCUCCACGAGAAGGGCGUCAUCCUGGAAAUCGAGGGCCUUCAGACCAAUCAGUUAAAGAACAUCAUGUUUGACAUCUCCCCCUGUGAGGAAGUUGGGGACUUUGAGGUGAAAGCCAAGUUCAUGGGAGUGGAGAUGGAGAAGGUGCAGCUGCAUUUCCAGGACCUGCUGCAGCUGCAGUAUGAGGGAGUUGCAGUCAUGAAGAUGUUUGACAAGGCCAAAGUCAACGUCAACCUCCUCAUCUUCCUUCUCAACAAGAAGUUUUAUGGGAAGUGAAUGGAUGUGUGUUUGUAGGUAUGCACAUGUGUGUGCAUAAGGUGUGUGUGUGUGUGUGUGUGUGUGUGUGUGUGUGUGUGUGUGUGUGUGUGUGUGUGUGUUGUAUGGACACAGUGUGUGUAACUGGAAAAUCUUAAAGGUGUCACCUAAAGAGGUGGGGUGAGUGUAUGCUCACAAGAAAUGCCAAAGAGGUCACAUAUCAUUUAUACCAAAUGCUUGGUGAUGUGAUUGGAAUGUGCCUUUCCAUCAAAGCAAUUUUGUAAACAAGACAGAAAAAUGUUGACGUUUUAGAUUAAUGUGGUAUUUAAUAAAUCAUUGAAUAUUAAAUUAUAUGUUUUAAAUGGUAUAAUGCUAAAGCUAGAAAUCUAACAAGGUAGAUAAUACCUGACGUUAAUCUGGCACUGGUUUAAAUAUUUUAUGUUUCUCAUUUCUCCUGUCUACUUCCAUCAAAAUUAAGUGUGUUGCACAAUAAAAGGUUAUUAGGUAUUGUCAAAAGGUUUAUCAAUGGCACAUUGUUUGUUUUGUUCUAAAGUCUGUCACUUUGUUUCUCACUGGUUGUAUGUGUGACAUGAUUCAAUCAACCAUUUUGUCAUUUAAUGUCAAUACUUCUUUGGUCACUUGUAAAAAAAAAGGAAAAAAGAAAGCGAUUUUAAUGAACUGCAUAACGCACUACUGCCUCCUGCAAUGGACCGUAAAAUAGUCACUGGAGUUGAACAUUUCCUGCUGUAUCAGACUGGCCUGUGGCAAUUCUCACACAACUGGUGCCUUGAAGCUCUUAUCGAAGAAACUGAGUAUGUUUUAAGUAUAUAUUUGACGUGUUGUCUUUAGAAUGUAUGCUUUUAAACAUAACUGUGUCGACGUGUUGUAAAUUAAACUGAUUGUAAGGAUUUAUAAAGGAGACAUCUUUAAAAAAAAAUAAAAAAUAAACUCACUCUA
Messenger RNA from Alosa sapidissima (American shad), 6203 nucleotides. It is a transcript of the gene iqgap2, whose product is annotated as IQ motif containing GTPase activating protein 2. Lineage: Eukaryota; Metazoa; Chordata; Actinopteri; Clupeiformes; Clupeidae. Gene Ontology annotation, cellular component: cytoplasm. The record is from RefSeq and is a predicted model, not a curated record. Gene Ontology annotation, molecular function: actin filament binding; calmodulin binding; GTPase activator activity. The transcript is spliced from 38 exons. Gene Ontology annotation, biological process: regulation of actin cytoskeleton organization; regulation of GTPase activity. The coding region runs from base 273 to 5267 and encodes 1664 amino acids.